AAACAAACAUAUAUUCUAUAUUUAAGAUAGCUUCUAAUUCCAACCACUUCCAAAUACAUUGUUAUCUUGAGAUAUACUCAGAUAAGAUCACCAGUUCGGGCUCCUAGGCGAACUAUAAAAUUAGUCAUGAAGUGGACAGAAAAUACUUGGUUUUUCGUCGGAAAAUAUCGCAACUCUGUGAUGGCUCACCAUGAGACCUUAGCAGACUACUUUCCUGAAAUAAAAGGAGAUCUCACGAAAGUAACGUGGGUACAUGCUGUGAACACUUUGGAAAAACUUGCGGAUGCUCUUAAUGGUAAAGCGUUAAUGAUAGAGGCAGAUAUUGUACUGGGUUGGAAAAGUGAAGAAGAUCGGAAGAAUAAAACAAAACCUCUACCUGUUAUGGCACAUCCCCCAGCUGUCAUCUCUAAUCUCACUUUAGCAGAGUUUUUAGAAACUUUCAUGCAAAGUGGUGCCCGUAAGGGAAUCAAACUCGAUUUUAAGAGUCGAGGUGCAUUUGCAGCUUCGGAAUGGCUGAUAGAGAAAUUGUAUUACGAGAAAUAUAGAGACUUCCCAGUGUGGCUGAAUGCUGAUAUCGUACCCGGUCCUGUAAAUGCUACUGCCCAUGUGGUCGACCCUGAUUAUUUUCUUUCUUCUUGUUUUACAAAGUUUCCCUAUUCUACUAUUUCUGUCGGUUGGACCACGAAACUAGAACCAGGAUCUCUCGAAGGUGUUUACUCAAAAGAAGAUGUGGAUCUCAUGACCGAUGUUUUGAGUAACAACAUGAUUACUAUGCCCGUAACGUUUGCAGUGAGGGCAGCUUUUGCGGCACGGUCCAUUGAAAGGAUGAUUGCCUUGAUCGAUACAUCUCCACCGGGCUCAACACUUACUAUAUGGUCUAGUGUCGCAAGCGAUGUUAUCGAUGUUGCAGCUCUUGGAAGACUUAUUGAUGAAAUUGGUAUAGACAGAGUUUACUUGGAUCUUCCGAAUGAUAUUAUCAAAAACCUGAACCAUUCAAGAAAAACUUCCAGUUCUCCGACCAUUAAACCAUUGCUGGGCUUGAAAGCAGAAUUCCACCAAUUAGACAUUGAUGAUAUUCAAAGCAUCACAAACUUUGCCAAUUUUAUAAAGAAGACCCAUGGAGGAAUUGAUGUACUAGUCAACAAUGCUGCAAUUGCCCUCUUUCCGCUACUGCGACCACAUGCUCGUGUUGUUAAUGUAUCAAGUGCUGUAGGCUUUUUGCAAAACAUACCCGAUGCUGACUUGAAGAAGAAAUUAGGAGAUCCCAACUUAACAUUAAACGAUCUGACCAGUUUAAUGAAACAGUAUAUUUCAGAAGCAAGAGCCGGAACACAUGGUGAAGCUGGCUGGCCAAGCAACAUGUAUUGUAAUUAUACAGUUUCUAAAGUUGGAGUUAGCGCUUUAACAAGAAUUCAGCAUCGUGAAUUCUUAGAGGACCCUCGUGAAGAUAUUGUUAUUAACCACGUCCAUCCAGGUUAUGUUGCUACAGAUAUGACAGAACAUCUAGGACCUCACACAGUUGAGGAAGGCUCAGAUGCUAUAACAUAUGCAGCUCUACUACCAGCAGGGACAAAAUCACCGAAAGGGGAUUUUAUUUGGCGUGAUCGGCAAAUAAUUGAUUGGGUCAACGGGCCUGCUCCAGCUUUCUAUUAAAUCAUUUUGUGACCUAUGAAUUUGAUUAUAAAUUUGAAAAAAAAAAUUCAUCGCAUUGUAAAAAAAAAAUCUAAUUCCAAUAAAAAAAAAUUAAGGAAUCUGGAGGGGUUUGGUGCUAAUACAAACAUGAAACCAUUUGUAGAAUCAAAAGGAAGAAGAUGCGGGCAGAGAGAGCACCCUCUACUCUCUCUUAUUGUUUGUAUCUAAAAGGAAGUCUUGAAAUUAAUAAUUCAUAUGCUUCUAUUUUAUUAAGUAUUUCAUUUUAAUUUAUAUAAUGUUAAUGAUUUGAGCUAAUUUACAAUGUUAUGAAGGUUGGUUGAAUGUAUUCUCAUGAUUUAAUAAAAA
Nezara viridula (southern green stink bug) is the source of this 1998-nucleotide messenger RNA. The record is from the annotation of a GenBank genome assembly. Lineage: Eukaryota; Metazoa; Arthropoda; Insecta; Hemiptera; Pentatomidae.